CCCCGACAGCGGGGAGACAAAAGGGAAACUGAGGCCGGCACCGAGCGGGCGGGACUCCUCCCGAGAGAGUGUGCAGCUCAGGGUGGUUGGCACCCUGGGGACAGCUGCCAAAAUCCUCCCUAUCGGUGGGGACUGGAUCUUUCCAGGACAGCGGUUGCAGUAGCUAUGGCUCCAUCCUGGGUGCCUGCCGUGGGCCUCACUCUGGCGCCCAGCCUGGGGGGCUUCAUGGGCUCUUACUUUGUACGCGGUGAGGGACUCCGUUGGUAUGCUACCCUGCAGAAACCCUCCUGGCAUCCGCCUCGCUGGACACUGGCUCCCAUCUGGGGCACGUUGUAUUCGGCCAUGGGGUAUGGCUCCUACAUGAUCUGGAAAGAGCUGGGAGGUUUCACAGAGGAUGCCGUGGUCCCCUUGGGUCUCUACACUGGUCAGCUGGCUCUGAACUGGGCAUGGCCCCCCAUCUUCUUUGGUGCCCGGCAGAUGGGCUGGGCCUUGGUAGACCUUCUGCUUGUCAGUGGGGUAGCAACCGCCACAACCCUAGCCUGGCACCGAGUGAGCCCACCAGCUGCCCGCCUGCUCUACCCCUAUCUGGCCUGGCUGGCCUUUGCAACCACGCUCAACUACUAUGUAUGGCAUGAUAACCGUGGCCGAAGUGGUGGCUCACGGUUCCCAGAGUGAGUGCACCCUGCCCACCAGGACCACAGCACUGCCAGCCAGCUACCAUGGAUGGUGGCCAUCGUGCUUUCGUGACCACUGGGCCUGCUGGUCUACCUGGGUCUUGGCUUAGGGAGUCACCAGGUGGGUCAGGGUGGUCCAUGCCAAGUCCCACCCAGGGACAGUUGUACCUGCCUUUCUGCACUGCUCCAGGCAUGCCCCAGGAUCAUGGGGUUUUUAAAGCUAAAUAAAAUCUUUA
This is a messenger RNA of Chionomys nivalis (European snow vole), 910 nucleotides long. It is a transcript of the gene Tspo, whose product is annotated as translocator protein. The transcript is spliced from 4 exons. The record is from RefSeq and is a predicted model, not a curated record. Bases 166 to 675 code for a protein of 169 amino acids. Lineage: Eukaryota; Metazoa; Chordata; Mammalia; Rodentia; Cricetidae. Gene Ontology annotation, molecular function: cholesterol binding. Gene Ontology annotation, cellular component: membrane; endoplasmic reticulum.